UUGAACAGUGCACCACGUUUGUUGUUGCCGCCUUGUAUGUGGCAGUGCGAAGCUGGGGACUUAAUUUAGUUAUUUUGAAGAUAUCUUAUUUGCUGUGAGCUAUUUACGAGGGCAUUUUUCAUCAGGAACCAUUGUUUCUGCGGACUGAUUGCGGUAAGCUGUGAUUAAUUGAUGAAAAUCGCUGUUCCUUCGCGCAGGAAAUGUCGCAGCUGCGUUAUAAUUGAAUGAAGGCUUCUUAAAUUAUUGAAUAUCAAUCAUUUGAUAGUAGACCACCUGUCGGCUGCAGAUACUCAGUGUAAUGGACUCACUCAGCCACCCACCCAAGAGGGGGUCCUCACCGCCGCCAGACCCGGACGCUCCGGCGAUGUCCGACUCGCCGCCGGCUCCGGAGAAGAGGCCGAGGCUGACGGAGGCGGAGCAGCCGGCCGCCGAGGAGCCACGCCACGAGCGACCGGAGUGCCCUGCUGAGGGGCCGCAGGAGGAGCUGGUGGACGUGCUGGUGGAGAUGGGGAACGAAGAGCCGGAGGAAGAGCAGGAGAUGGACGAAAACUUCGAGUUCAGCAUGAUGGUGUUGAACGCCCUGCGGCGGAUGCCGCGGGAGCGGGCCGAGCGGGUCAAACUGGAGAUUCUGCGCCUGCUGGCGAGCGUGCGCCGCGACCAGGAGCGGUGCGAGGGCGCUUGAGUCGCCGAGGACGCGCCGCCGCCGUCACUGAGUCCGUCCAGCAGUCCACCGGUCUCAGCAGAACACAGCUGCUGUGCCAGACAAGGUUACACUGGCAAUGGUCAGCUGUUCGCUGCUUUUCUGACUCGGAAUGACCGCGUUACUUCCAGGUCAGUUCCUUAUGUUCUUCUGUACUUUGAAUCCGAAUGAGUUACAUGUUAACGACCAUCGUGUCCCAUUAGCUGGAAUUCCUAGUAUUCCAAACAACGUUCGACUGCUUAUGUGAUGUGGAUAAGCAAACUUUGUACAUAAUGGAUUGUCAUCUGAAUCUUCAUCAAACCACCUUGUUCGUUCGAGGCGGUUUCAAUCUGACCACGAAACAGCGCUGAUGUGCAUCAACCUUCCCUAUUUGAUGCUCUUAUGUACAUUUGUGCCAUGUGUGUCAUAUCUCAGGGCUGUGACAUUGCGGUAGUGCCAGCGGUAGUUAGAAGCUAGAGGUAUUCAGCUGGGUUUUCGCUUUGCAAACAAGUGGAAUACAUUACUUUGAGUUCCAA
Messenger RNA from Amphibalanus amphitrite, 1215 nucleotides. Its product is annotated as myosin-binding protein H-like. The record is from RefSeq and is a predicted model, not a curated record. Gene Ontology annotation, molecular function: DNA binding. The transcript is spliced from 2 exons. The coding region runs from base 299 to 682 and encodes 127 amino acids. Lineage: Eukaryota; Metazoa; Arthropoda; Thecostraca; Balanomorpha; Balanidae.